CGCCCAGCAAGUGUGGCAUCCAGCUCAAAUGCCCCAGCAGCAAAAGCAACCAGCUACUGAACCUCAGCAGCAGAAGCAACCGACCGCCAUAACUCAGCAAGUGUUGCAUCCAGCUCAAAUGCUGCAGAAGCAACUGACUGCCAUGCCCCAGCAAGUGUGGUAUCCAGCUCAAAAGCCCCAGAAUCAACCAGUCCCUAUGCGUCAACCGCAGAAGGAACUGACCGCCAUUCCACCACAACUGUGGCAAUCGGCUCAAAUGCCCCAGCAGCAUAAGCAACCGGCUGCCAUGCUUCAGCAAGUGUGGCAUCUGGCGCAGAAGCAACCGGCCCCUAUGCCCCAGCAGCCUCACGACGUGUGGUAUCCAGCUAAAAUGGUCCAGAAGCAACAAGUCGCUGCACUGACCGCCAUGCCGCAGGCACAACAGAAAGUGUGGCAUCCAGUUCAAAUGCCUCAGCAGCAGAAGCAACCAGCUACUGAACCUCAGCAGCAAAUUGAACUGACCGCCAUGCUUCAGACACAUCAGCAAGUGUGGCAUCCAGCUCAAUUUCCCCAGCAGCAGAAGCAACCGGCCUCCAUGCCUCUUCCGCAGGAGAAACCGACCGCCAUACCCAAGCAAGUGUGGUAUCCAGCUCAAAUGUCCCAGCAGCAACUGGCCUCCAUGCCUCUACCGCAGAAGCAACUGACCCCCGUGCCUCAGCAAUUAUGGCAUGUAGCUCAAAUGCCCCAGAAGCAACUUGCCCCAAUGUCUCAGCAGAAGCACUACGAAAGCACUGAAGAUGGUGUCUCUGGUAGCUCUCAGGCCAGCAUUGUUGAACAGUUGGGUGUCAUCCCAAUCUAUUCCUACAGUUCCAAAUCGCACUACGAGAAGGGCAGAACUGUCUUCUCCCAAACCCGCUACACUCCUAGGGAGGCUAUGCCUGUUGACAGUGGAAAUGCUCCCAAGGACAGUUAUGUUGGCAUUGGUGCACCAAGCAUGCAUCCACCACUAGUGAAGGAUUCUGCAAGGGAAAUGUAACGGAGUCAUCCUCUA
This is a messenger RNA of Salmo salar (Atlantic salmon), 1030 nucleotides long. The record is from RefSeq and is a predicted model, not a curated record. NCBI's taxonomy places the organism in Eukaryota, Metazoa, Chordata, Actinopteri, Salmoniformes, Salmonidae.